GUUCUUUAGAAUAUGGGAGCGCUUAUUUAACUCUUCCGCGGAUCGAAAGUUUCGCAUUUCUGGGAUAUAGCUCUCACUUUCUAGAAAGCGGAGAAUAUUCCUUUAACAAACUAAAAAAUAAAAUGAUUUCUUACCUGAAAACGAUUUUAAUUACCGCUUUCUUUCUCUCAUGUAAUAGCGAGGAAUCAUCGAAUUCUAAAUCCGGACUAUGGAAAACCGCUGAACAAAUGCAGACGGAUAAGAAAGGAGGCGAGAGCGAGAUGUUGGAGGCUUUACUAGAUCGGGAGGAUGAUAGGUGCUAUGGAAAACAGUGCUCUCAUUCAGAAGAAUGCUGUAAAGGUGCUGCUUGCAUCGAUAUAGAAGGAGUGUCGGGAACUUGCUUGCCUCUUCAUGGAAAGGAGUUCUAUCAGCCGUGCCAAAAAGAUGACGAUUGUGGAUUCGGUCUUGUGUGCGCUGACUCUGGGAACUUCUCACCAUCGAAGACUUGCCAGUUGGAUGGUAAAUCUAUACUCAAGAAGAAAGGUUUCAGUGAUGAAUGCCUCACUAGCUCAGAUUGUGACACCGAUAAUGGCCUUUGUUGUCAGGUAAUGCGCCGUCAUCGCAUGGCACCAAAGCGGCUAUGCUACUACUUUCAAGAUCCAGACAGUUGCAUUGGAGAGGUAGUGACAAACCUGAAACCAUUGAACUACAUCCCCAAUCCCUUCUUCAAAGCUCGUCUUGGAUAAAUCCUAUUUUUUAUCACUUGUAUUAUCUUGUCAUUCUCAUAGUUAAGCAAAUCAAAGUUAACCUGUAAUCUUUCUUCCCCCGAAUAGCACACAUACAACUGAAAAAUGCUGUUUUGGUGUCAAAUGAAAAGUGGUAAAAAAAAAGCUCUAAAUUAAUAGUG
Molecule: messenger RNA, 886 nt
Organism: Parasteatoda tepidariorum (common house spider)
Lineage: Eukaryota; Metazoa; Arthropoda; Arachnida; Araneae; Theridiidae
Gene: spab
Product: space blanket
Source: RefSeq, a predicted model, not a curated record